Messenger RNA from Oppiella nova, 213 nucleotides. Lineage: Eukaryota; Metazoa; Arthropoda; Arachnida; Sarcoptiformes; Oppiidae. The record is from the annotation of a GenBank genome assembly.
CAUUAUGCCGAUAUCCCGGGUCCUAAUCAGUCAAAAGCGGCGCUAAUUUACAAAGAGUUACGAAAUAAUAUAAUUGAGAAUAUGUUCACAGAAUAUGAGAGGACGGGCUUUGUUUGGGAACAGUAUCACGAUAUGUCGGGCACUGGUCAACGUUCCCAUCCCUUUGUGGGCUGGUCUGGGGUUGUGGUGCUAAUGAUGUCCGAACACUAUUAA